Messenger RNA from Andrographis paniculata, 1782 nucleotides. RefSeq names its product presenilin-like protein At1g08700. The transcript has a single exon. Gene Ontology annotation, cellular component: nucleus; membrane. Gene Ontology annotation, biological process: protein processing. The record is from RefSeq and is a predicted model, not a curated record. Lineage: Eukaryota; Viridiplantae; Streptophyta; Magnoliopsida; Lamiales; Acanthaceae. The coding region runs from base 149 to 1522 and encodes 457 amino acids. Gene Ontology annotation, molecular function: aspartic endopeptidase activity, intramembrane cleaving.
GUUUUCCUUUUUAAGUAUCAGGAGUGGAAAUUACGAAUAUACCCUCAGAUUCGCUACCCCAAACCCCCAUCGUCCUUUUCUCCCAAAUCCCUAAUCCCUACUCCGAUCCCGGCGACGCCACCUCCGCCGCCGCUCACCGACCGCCCAAAUGGAGAGCGGAAGCAUCCUCGAGUCAAUCGGUCAAGAAAUCAUCGGCGUGAUGUCGCCCGUCUCCAUUUGCAUGCUCCUCGUCGUCCUCCUCGUCUACACCGUCUACAACCCCGCCUCAUCCUCCGCCGCCGCCACCACCAUACGCACCGCCGCAAAUUUGGUCUACCUCGAGUCCCCGUCGGAUUCCACCGCACAAAAGCUUGAGGGAGCGAUCCUAAACGCGGUUGUUUUCGUGGUUAUCAUUACCCUCGUAACUUUCCUUCUCGUCCUUCUCUAUUAUUAUCGAUUCACUAAUUUCCUAAUCUACUACACUCGAUUCUCCGUGUUCAUGAUCUUCUCCGCCAUGGGGAGCUCAAUUUUAAUUUCUAUAAUCCAGCGAUUCAGCAUCCCCGUCGACGUCGUGACAUUCUAUGUGUUGCUCUUUAAUUUCACUAUUUUGGGAACUAUUUCCGUGUUUUCCUCUGGAAUUCCGAUCAUUGUGAAGCAGAGUAACAUGGUGGCGUUGGGGAUUAUAGUGGCGGCGUGGUUCUCUCGGUUGCCGGAAUGGACUACUUGGAUUGUGUUGGUGGCAUUAGCAUUGUAUGAUUUAGCUGCUGUUUUGGCUCCCGGUGGACCUCUGAAGAUGCUGGUGGAGUUGGCAUCCAGUAGGGAUGAAGAGUUGCCUGCAUUGGUUUACGAGUCGAGGCCGAAUGUAGGGAGGAAUUCUGGUUCUAGGGCUUCAAGUUUAGGGCUUUUGGUUUCGGCCGGGUUAGGGAUGAGUGGUGAUAACAAUAGUGGUUCUGUAGAAUUGCAGGAAUUGUUGAGGAAUGUUGAUCGCCGCAAUGGAAUCGAGAUCCGUGGAAGGAAUGAGCAUUUGAUGAUUUCAGUUGAGAAUGAUGUGAGGAUUAGUGGAGAUGACAUUGAGGAGGUAAAGGAAGAUGAUGAUCUUGGUGAGACGUCGCCUUUGAUGGGAGAUGGAAAUUCGAUCGAUAGGGUAGUAGGGCCAAGCGAAAGCAGUAAUUAUCGCGGCAAUGGUGAUUCAAACCUUUUGGAAAAUAAUCGUUCUGUAAACAGGGUGUCGCGAGGAAAUGAGAGGGAGGGGGUGGAAAUGGAAGAAGGGAAUCUGAGAGGGAUAAAACUUGGAAUGGGAGAUUUCAUUUUUUAUAGUGUACUUGUCGGGAGGGCGGCAAUGUAUGAUCUCAUGACUGUUUAUGCCUGUUAUCUUGCGAUCAUAUGUGGACUUGGGUGUACGCUCAUAUUAUUGGCUGUGUGUCGUCAUGCAUUGCCGGCGCUUCCCAUUUCAAUUACUCUGGGAAUCAUAUUUUACUUCUUGACAAGACUGCUGAUGGAGCCAUUUGUGGUCGGAGCUUCUACUAAUUUGAUGAUGUUCUGAAUGGUUCCCCUGUUUCUGCUGAUAAUCAGAUUUUUUUGUAGAUUAAGCAAGAUAGGUAACUCCGCCGGCAUCAAGAUAACUUCCAGCAACAUUGAUUCAGGAAUGACGCAAGCAAUUUUCUGUAUCGCAGGUCUGGUCUGUUGUUUGUUGUCGAUAAUAUCUUUUGUUGAUAGCUUUCCAAAAGUCAUUACUCUAAUGUAACAAGAAAUUGGAAACAUGAAAUGUAUCACUUUUUCUGUCGUGUUCUAAGUUGACCUUUA